Ailuropoda melanoleuca (giant panda) is the source of this 2454-nucleotide messenger RNA. It is a transcript of the gene SP5, whose product is annotated as Sp5 transcription factor. Lineage: Eukaryota; Metazoa; Chordata; Mammalia; Carnivora; Ursidae. Gene Ontology annotation, molecular function: RNA polymerase II cis-regulatory region sequence-specific DNA binding; DNA-binding transcription factor activity, RNA polymerase II-specific. The coding region runs from base 301 to 1623 and encodes 440 amino acids. Gene Ontology annotation, biological process: regulation of transcription by RNA polymerase II. The record is from RefSeq and is a predicted model, not a curated record. The transcript has 2 exons.
AGGAUCGUGUCCGGAUCGAUCCUGGCACUCUGGGCACCCUGAAUCUCCAAGGGGGCCUACUCGGUGGAUGACGCUAGAGUCAGACCGAGGGGUGCCCACGUCAACUUCGCACCUAACCUUGGUGUCUAGAGUGUGGCCUUUGGGGGAAGGACCCGGAGGUUGUUCGGACUUGCGCGUCUGGCAGAGAGCAGGGCCCGAGCUCACUCUGUUGGGCCCUCCCGCUGAAUUUCAGCCUGGGGCGGGCGGAGGAGAAGCGCGAGAGUAGCGUGGAAAAAGCUUAAAAGAUGGGAGGGCUGGCGAAUGGGCAGCUGGGCUGUGGGUGUUUCCACACCCUUUCUGACCGCGGAGCCGGGAGCGGCCCGUGGGAUCCCUCUUCCCUCCCACCUUGUGCCUGCUUUCUCUGAGUAUGGAUGGCGUCUCUUUGCAUCAAGUAGUUUCACAGGAAGCGCUCGAGCGCUCCGCGUUCAGGACCGCACCCCCAGCGCCUCCCCGGACCUGGGCAAGCACUCGCCCCUGGCACUGCUAGCCGCCACCUGUAGCCGCAUCGGCCAGCCCGGAGCCGCUGCGCCCCCGGACUUCCUGCAGGUGCCCUACGACCCCGCGCUGGGCUCGCCCUCCAGGCUCUUUCACCCUUGGACCGCAGACAUGCCGGCGCACUCACCCGGCGCGCUGCCGCCCCCGCACCCCAGCCUGGGCCUGACGCCGCAGAAAACGCACCUGCAGCCGUCCUUCGGGACGGCGCACGAGCUGCCGCUCACACCCCCUGCCGACCCUUCGUACCCCUACGAGUUCUCACCCGUCAAGAUGCUGCCCUCGAGCAUGGCGGCGCUGCCCGCCAGCUGCGCGCCUGCCUACGUGCCCUACCCUGCGCAGGCCGCGCUGCCUCCCGGCUACUCCAACUUGCUGCCACCGCCGCCACCGCCACCGCCACCGCCGCCCACGUGCCGCCAGCUGUCCCCCAACCCGGCCCCCGACGACCUCCCUUGGUGGAGUAUCCCGCAGGCGGGCACUGGUCCGGGGACCUCCAGGGUUCCGGGGGGCAGCCUCUCCGGCGCCUGUGCCGGGGGCCCCCACGCACCCCGCUUCCCUGCCUCAGCGGCCGCCGCUGCUGCGGCAGCCGCCGCGGCGGCCCUGCAGCGGGGCCUGGUGUUGGGCCCGUCGGACUUUGCGCAGUACCAGAGCCAGAUCGCUGCGCUGCUGCAGACCAAAGCCCCCCUGGCGGCCACGGCCAGGAGGUGCCGCCGCUGCCGCUGCCCCAACUGCCAGGCGGCUGGCGGCGCCCCCGAGGCAGAGCCGGGCAAGAAGAAGCAGCACGUGUGCCACGUGCCGGGCUGCGGCAAGGUGUACGGCAAGACGUCGCACCUGAAGGCACACCUGCGCUGGCACACGGGCGAGCGGCCCUUCGUGUGCAAUUGGCUGUUUUGCGGCAAGAGCUUCACGCGCUCGGACGAGCUGCAGCGGCACCUGCGGACUCACACGGGCGAGAAGCGCUUCGCUUGCCCCGAGUGCGGCAAGCGCUUCAUGCGCAGCGACCACCUCGCGAAGCAUGUCAAGACGCACCAGAAUAAGAAGCUCAAAGUUGCUGAGGCCGGGGUCAAACGAGAAGACCCGCGGGACCUGUGAGCCCACCCCCGGGGGGACUCGAGGCCUCUCCCGCCUCGGACUCCGGUCCCACCACCUCUUUUCGGGGAGGUUCCGGGGCUCUGUGGGCACCUGGCCGAGGGAGAACCCAGCAGGCACUUGCGCCUUCCUGCUGCGCGUCUCCCAAAGCGGCGCCAGGCUCCCAGCGUCCUUGGCCCGACCUGCGGACAGGGACCCUGUGCCUAGAAGAAGCAGGGGAGGUAGGGUUGGGAACUCUGCGUCACGCAAGGGUGGUUUCAAGCUCUGAACCAUUCAUUCCCACCGUCUGGGAGCUCUCCAGUUUUGGGGAACCACACUGAGCUGACCUUGUAUAUAGGAAACACUGCUAAAUUAAAGCAGAAGGACCUUGGGAGAUUUGAAAUAGUGCUCGGUUUGUCUUUCUUUCUUUCCUUUUUUUUUUUUUUUUUUUUUUUUUGUCUAGGACCGGGCCGAGCUUUGUACAGGUUAUUUAAAUAGCUUUGUUAAAGAAUAAUUAUAAUAAUUAUAACGUUAAUAAAAAUGUUACCUUUUGUCCUCAGCUCCAUGCAGAGCUACAGCAUGAAAUGUCUCUGUAAAGCAAUCAGCAGUUGCAGCGUGAAAAUAAAUACGUUAACUCCGGGGUCACCUCGGGACCCGGCUGAGCCAGUCUCAUUUGAUCUUUUCUUCUUCGGGAGGCUUUAUAAAGCGGUCAGGUUUCACCUCGAAGACGGUUCCUGUAGGCUACCUCAGUGGAGGUUUCUUUGGUUUGGAAGGGUCUGGGCAAGUGUGUUGGGUGAAUGGACCGAGGAAGCAGGGCAGGGUCAGAUUUGUGGUAAAGAGGAUAGAUCAUGCGGC